This is a messenger RNA of Puccinia triticina, 1971 nucleotides long. RefSeq lists its product as uncharacterized. The record is from RefSeq and is a predicted model, not a curated record. The transcript is spliced from 5 exons. Gene Ontology annotation, cellular component: dynactin complex. Lineage: Eukaryota; Fungi; Basidiomycota; Pucciniomycetes; Pucciniales; Pucciniaceae. The coding region runs from base 1 to 1971 and encodes 656 amino acids.
AUGAGCUCAUCCGUCCACUACCUCUGCCCCCACACCACUCCCAUCUCCGCCAUCCCGCCCCAGUUCGCCCAGCCAGCAUCGUCAGUCGUCGGCAUCCACUACCAUCCACUCUCAUCCCUCCUGUUUUGCGAGGAGUGCGAUGCGGUGCGAUGCGAGCAGUGUGUGAGCUGCGAGCUGAACUGCUACUACUGUCCAAACUGUCUCUUCGAGGUCCCGGCAGCCAACAUUCGCUCGCAGAAGAAUAGAUGCGCCAGGAACUGCUUCCUUUGUCCUCAGUGCCACCACACUCUCUCAGCCGUUGCCACCGACCCCCCUUCGAGCUCGUACGGCGAUGAUCCUAAAGCGCCUCAAGCAAGUCUCGGUGAAGCCCCGUUCUUUCUAUCCUGCACAUUCUGUCGGUGGGAUAGUAAGCAGGUCGGAAUCUCGUUCGAAAAACCCACGUUUCUAGCGCAACAAUUGCACCAGGCAGAUUCAUCUCCCUCGGAAUUACUGGAAUUCGAUAAAUUGAAAGAACAUUUUGAAGGCUACCUCAAAUCCCAAAGUCAAGCUCAACCAUUAUCAGCAUCGCAUCAUGGACAUCGUCUAGGCGGAAGUAUAAGCUCUGGAUCACCAGCCCAUCAAGCCGCCUCACUAGCCCUAUCCAAGGAAGUCCCAACGGUGUCUAGAUACGGUACUCAACUGGGUCUGUCGACUUCUGUCUUCAAACUUCGCUCGAACAAUUCGCUCUUGAACAGCUCUUCUGCCGCCAUGCCCGCCAAUCUGAACCAUGACGGAACAUGGAAGGAAGACGUGCCAGUCUAUGAAUCACUCUUCCCGCCCGGUGGUGCCAAAAAAUCAGCGCUCAAAACCGACUCAGAUCGGCUCGCAUUCUACCAUAAUGGUAAUCAAGAUGGGCCAUCCGCUCAGGAGAAUGGCAGUACUCUGCUCAUCGAGCAGCUCACGCCGAUCGAGAAGAAGUGGGACGAAGCCUGGGACCAUCUCGAUCGUGCCCAAGACUUGAAACCAAGUCGGGUUCCACUGCGAUCGAAGCGAACAAAGAGAUGUCCGACCUGUCAGCAUAUCCUCAUCAAGCCCGAACAGAAGGCACAGUCGAUCCGGUUCAAGAUCAAGCUGAUUGCCUCGAACUAUCUGCCUUUGAUCGAACUCCAUCGGAAACGGAUGACCUCGACCAAGCUCGGCACCGAUCGUCUGACGUCUGGAAUCAGCGCUGCACGCAAGAGUGCCGCCGCAGGCCGGACUGGAACGGCAGCCGGCAGCAAUCCGCUCCUCGGGCGUGUCGGCGAGACACCCGACGAGGUGAUCCGGCCGGACCGCAAGUACCACUUCGAGAUGACCUUCGUCAACCCGCUUUACGAGCCCAUCAACGUCCGCCUCUCCAUCCCCAAACCCGCGCCUGUCCCCUCGUCCGUCGAGGGAGAGCCGGACCAGACUCCGUACAGCGUCCAACUACUCGCCUCCGAAUUUACCAUUGCCGCCUUUGCCGAGGUUUGGGAGUACGACGAAGAAGAUGAGGCUGAGGGCGCAGCGAACGAGGAGAAUGUCGAGCAGAAGGAUGCCGACGAGAACGGGACCCUGAAACGCAAUCGACUCAGUACAUUCGGCUUGCCCGAUUCCGUCAGGCGUAGAACUCUCCAAACUAAUGUGGUCACCAAGAAAGCUAAUCGGACCACGAUCUUGGUCGAGGCCAAAACAAGUAAACAGUAUGUCGGCACGCUUCAGGCGGACAUGUUGGUGACGUUUACGUAUCAAUCGGAUGAUCUGAAUGACGAGCUAGAAGAGUCGCCAACCCGGCCGACCACGGCGAGUGCGUACUCGAGUCAGAAGCGAGCAGGAGGGAAUGAGCGAGACGAGGUGGGUGGUGAGGGGAUGGACGGGGAUGAGUCAGGAAUGGAGAACCAGAAGUCGUUCACCUUCUGGACUAAACUCACCUUCGGCGAGGUCAUUCAGGGCAAUCCAAAUUCAAGUAUGUGA